Gasterosteus aculeatus aculeatus (three-spined stickleback) is the source of this 1523-nucleotide messenger RNA. The record is from RefSeq and is a predicted model, not a curated record. Lineage: Eukaryota; Metazoa; Chordata; Actinopteri; Perciformes; Gasterosteidae.
GUCUUGUGAGUGAAAAAUGUAGAAGGGAUGAAGAUUGUUCUCAUUCAACACAAUCAUUUCAACACGAUGACAUCUGCAAAGUUUAUCUUCUAUCUGACAUGUUUGUUCUUGGGGAAAAUAGUUCAGACGACCGACCUGGAUUCCUCCUCAUCUGUUUAUCAAGGGAAUAGUUUUCUAUCAGUUGAAACUGGGGGAAACUUGACGUUGAAAUGUUUUCAUGAAGCUGGUUCAGCAGCAAAGGUUCACUGGUUUAAACACACUCUGGGACAGGAACCAAGGCUCAUCUCAUCCUCCUACAGGUUCAAAACUGUGACUUUUAAUGCUGAAUUCAAGAAUCCACGAAUCACAUUGGAUAAUGAAAAUGAUCGGAAUCACUUGACGAUAAAAGAUCUGCAAAUGAAUGACUCUGCUACUUACUACUGUGUGAGCAGUAAUACACAGAAAUGUGAUUUUACUGCUACAACUACUGUCAGUGUACAGGGUUCUAGUACUAACAUUCCAACUUUAAUCCAUCAGUCACAUUCAGAGACCAUCCAGCCAGGAGGCUCUGUGACUCUGAACUGUACAGUACAAACUGGGACCUGUGAUGGACAACACAGUGUUUACUGGUUCAAAGACUCUGAAGAAUCUCAUCCAGCACUCAUUUACACUGAUGGAGGCAGCACUGAUCAGUGUGAGAGGAAACCCAACACACAAACACACACCUGUGACUACAACCUGCCGAUGGAGAGCCUGAAUCUGUCUCAUGCUGGAACCUACUACUGUGCUGUUGCCUCGUUUGGACAUAUUCUGUUUGGAGACGGGACCAAGCGGGACUUAACAGAUGAGAAGGACUCUCGUAUCUUGGUGUAUUUCUUGAGUGGAGCUCUAACUUUUACCAUCAUCCUUAAUGCCCUUCUGGUUUUCUUACUUUGCAUGAUGAACAAGAAAAACCGCUGUGAAAUUACAGAGUCUCAUGCAAGAUGUUCAGCUCCCUCCACACCAAAUGCAGAGGGUGAACAAAAUGAAUCAAACAUCCAAUAUGCGGCGGUGAGACAAAGAAACAACCUAGAGUUUGAAUGCACAUACUCAACUAUAAAGCAGUAGGAGUGUACGUGCUUCAAAGUGGUACGAAGCAGGCCUAUGAGACGCUGAGGUCAUUUUAUCACUUUCUCUUGACAUGUUACUUUGAACUGGAAUCACCUCAGACGGAUUUAACUGUAUUCAGAGGGGAAAAGUUACAUUUCCAUCAAAGUCUAAAUUAUUGUAUUUUCGUGCUUGUAUGUGAGAGAUAACUAUAUAUCCAGGCUGUUUUAUGAAGGAAAGGAAAAAAACUAAGGAAGGGGUGACGUAGAGAACAGUUACAGGACUAAAAUAAGAUGCAAGACCCUCAUCAACACUGAGUCAACAUGCCUUUGGCUUUAAGAUACACUGAGUCAUUAAGUUAAUUCAUUGGAUCUCUAUUUGAAGGGCUUAUGUUCGUCAAAACUUAAAUCAUGAUGGUAGUUGAAAAACCACACACACACACACACACACACAAACAU